Molecule: messenger RNA, 1257 nt
Organism: Solanum pennellii
Lineage: Eukaryota; Viridiplantae; Streptophyta; Magnoliopsida; Solanales; Solanaceae
Product: regulatory-associated protein of TOR 1-like
Exons: 2
Coding region: 256-597 (113 amino acids)
Biological process (GO): TOR signaling; positive regulation of protein serine/threonine kinase activity; regulation of autophagy
Cellular component (GO): TORC1 complex; cytoplasm
Molecular function (GO): protein-macromolecule adaptor activity
Source: RefSeq, a predicted model, not a curated record
CUUCCUCACUUUCUCCGCCUGUCCAUGGCUUCCCAUUCUGGUGCACCUUGCUUCUAGGGUUCUUAGCAGGACGAUUUUGAGCUUGAGCUUUACAGUGAAUCUCAAUCUCUCACCGUAUAUGGUUUCCGGCUUCGUUUGAUUAAUCUCAACAAUCGUAUCUCACCUCAUCACAAACAUCUUGCAUUUUCGUUCUAACUCUUUUUUGAGUUGCUGUUCAGAAUUUAUCUGAUUAGUGAUCAAGGUUAUACAAUUCAAAUGGCAUUGGGAGAUUUGACGAUUUCUCAGUUAUCAGCUGUUGUGGAGGAGUCUGAAGAUUAUGAAGAUGGCGACAGAAACAAUGAUGGUAGCUUUACUGUUGUUGCUGCUGAAAAUGAGAUGAAGACGACGACAGAGACAAGUAUGAAUGAUGUACGGCCAUUUGUAUGGUUUCGUGAGCUUCGUCCUGAUGAGUUUGAGGCGUAUGUCCCUCCUUCACCGGCUAAUACUGAUUUGGUCUCUAAGUGGCGGAAUAAGAACCGGCACUUCAGGAUUUCUAUAAUGAAGUUAGGCAUGGUCCAAGACAUACCAAAAAUUGACAAGAACAUGUUCCAUAACUGAUUUGUAACCCUGCAAUGCAAAACAAGGCGGGUAACUUCUUCAAGAUUGUUCUUCACAUAAUGGACAUCUACUGCACAACUGAAAACCCCUGGGAGAUUGUUUUGUGCGAGGCAUGCCUCCCUAUCCACAAUCCAGAAGAAGCAAGAGACAUUUGUAGAUGCCUUGUUGUACCAUAUUUUUUUCUAAGGCCAACACUCACAUUGUUGCUAAAAUCCAGCAUACUUCAACAACUUCUAACUGAGAAGGUACCCCUGGAGUGACCCCUCCAACUGAUAGAGUCUAUUUUGUUGACGUUCAACUGCUACACUAUGUCGCUUAGCAUUUGUAGCAAGAUAUACAUCGUCUUCAUUCCCCAUCAUUAAUAUUCCUUCUAAGAUUCAAAUUCCAGUCUUGCGAUGUGCAUAAAUCUGCAAUUGUCCCACUAUGACACAUUGUAGAUUAUCUGGGAAUUUUGUUUUCCACUUGUUAUUAUUUACAUCUAGAAAUAAACUUUGUGAAAAAAGUCAAAGGUUUUACUAGGACUUCUAAUCUAAAUAGAGCUUGGUGAAACCAGAUUACCAGAAGAAGGGCUAUUAUGAAGUACAAACUGUUGUCAGCUUCUCUUAUAUUUCUGAAUGUAUUAAUGACUGUUUGUGUUAUGGCAUUAGAACUUUUCUGCUA